This is a messenger RNA of Aplysia californica (California sea hare), 1996 nucleotides long. Its product is annotated as phosphatidylinositol N-acetylglucosaminyltransferase subunit A. Gene Ontology annotation, molecular function: phosphatidylinositol N-acetylglucosaminyltransferase activity. Gene Ontology annotation, biological process: GPI anchor biosynthetic process. Gene Ontology annotation, cellular component: glycosylphosphatidylinositol-N-acetylglucosaminyltransferase (GPI-GnT) complex. NCBI's taxonomy places the organism in Eukaryota, Metazoa, Mollusca, Gastropoda, Aplysiida, Aplysiidae. The record is from RefSeq and is a predicted model, not a curated record.
UAUUGUCUUUGCGUUUAUAGUGUUUCAAUUUCAAGCAUCACUACCGGAAUUUCGAGAUUUUAUUUACAUACCAGAAACCUUGUAACCAAUCAGUAGAGCAUUGGCUGCAGUUAGCCGCAAGUGUGAUAUUUUACCAUGCGAAACACAUCGGUACUUAUAAUACGUCAAGCCGCUGACCCAACAUGUCGUUCCACUCGCUAGGUAUCUCCAAAGAUUCUCUACUACAUGAUCUUUGGUAUCUCCACGGCCUUCUAAAAAUAGUCUGUGGGUAUCCCAGGAGGUGAUGACUUCACAUUACUAAAAUUAGCCACCAAUCAGGCAGGUGCAUCGUUCUACGUUUAGCUGCAUGUGCCUAGAUCUAGUAGUGUUGGUACAGGGUAUAUCUUAUAGAGUGAGAGGGAGGACAGGUCGCGGCUGGGAUAAUAAGUGAAAAAUUCAGAAAGCAGGCACAGUAAAUCGGGAAUGCAAUUCAGCUCCAACGGGAUACAGCUGUGGAUGGGUGACUGUCAAGAGGUGUAGCUGUGCAUCAAUGAUGACUUGUUACAGAAUAUGUAUGGUCUCGGACUUUUUCUACCCUAACAUGGGUGGAGUGGAGAGUCACAUUUAUCAACUAUCUUCAUGUCUUUUGGAGAGAGGUCACAACGUUGUCAUCGUCACACAUUGCUACGGUGACCGCCAGGGCAUUCGCUAUUUGUCUAAUGGGCUAAAGGUGUAUUACCUGCCCUUCCCACCCUUCUACAAUCAGUGUAUUCUGCCGACCAUCUUUCCAUCCUUUCCCCUACUGAGAAAUGUUUUUAUACGAGAAGGCAUACAGAUUGUGCAUGGACAUUCAGCUUUCUCAACUUUGGGCCAUGAGGCAAUGUUUCAUGCUCGAACCAUGGGCCUACGCACUGUGUUCACCGAUCACUCUUUGUUUGGUUUUGCCGAUGCCAGCUCCAUCCUGACAAACAAAGUCCUGAACUUUGCCCUGGCAGACUGUACCCACACCAUCUGUGUGUCCCACACCUGCAAGGAAAACACUGUGCUCCGGGCCAACGUUUCACCGUCUUUGGUCUCAGUCAUCCCUAACGCUGUGGACCCGACAGUGUUCCAGCCAGAUCCAAGCAAACGAGACCCGGACAAAAUAACAAUUGUGGUGAUUAGUCGUCUUGUGUACAGAAAAGGAAUGGAUCUUCUGGCUGGUCUCAUUCCCAUUAUCUGCUCCAAGUACCCUCAAGUCCAGUUUAUUAUUGGCGGUGACGGGCCCAAACGUAUCAUCCUGGAAGAGGUGCGGGAACAGUACCAGCUGCUGGACCGUGUGCUCAUGUUGGGGUCGCUGCAGCACAGCCAGAUCAGAAACACUGCAGGUGGUGAGCACCAGGGUCGGUGGUGUGCCGGAGGUGCUACCCCCUGGCCUGGUCUACCUCGCCGAGCCCAAUGUUCAAGCACUUGCUCAAGAACUGGAAAAUGCAAUUGAAGACAGAAUUCAAGACAGGUGCUUGCCUCCGGAAGAAAUGCAUAACCGCAUCCGAAAUUUGUACUCAUGGCAUGACGUGGCUCGGAGAACUCAUUUUGUCUACGACAAGGUCAUGACCUCGCCGGUUCCCGACACGACAGAACGGUUGCAGAAGUUCAACAACUGCGGGAGGGUGAGUGGCAAACUGUUCAUGCUCACUGCCCUGCUCAACAUGAUCCUGCUCUACAUCCUGGACUGGUUCUGGCCAGCUCUGUCUAUCGAGCUGGCACAAGACUGUAAGAGGAUCCAGAGUCUGAGGCAGGGGACAGCUGGCUCUUGUUCUCCUAUAGGAGGAACAGACGAAAGAUGAAGACGUGUGCAUGUGCUAUCCUUGUGUUUGUUCACAUUUCAACGAAGAGAGGAAAUCCAAUAAAAAUACAGCGUAGACAGCCUAGCACGCACAAGGCGAAAUCAACCAGACUCAGAAACUUUUCAAUCUCAUGUACGAAUUUCACUGUGCACAUGAUUUGAAUAUUAAGAAUAUACACAUAUUGAGAACAA